This is a messenger RNA of Octodon degus (degu), 1702 nucleotides long. RefSeq names its product parkin coregulated like (gene Pacrgl). The transcript has 9 exons. The coding region runs from base 338 to 1084 and encodes 248 amino acids. Lineage: Eukaryota; Metazoa; Chordata; Mammalia; Rodentia; Octodontidae. The record is from RefSeq and is a predicted model, not a curated record.
GGCCGUUGGCGUGUGCAGCUGCGGCGGCAGAGCGGCGCGGUAGGACCGAGCGUCCCCGACGGGCGGCGGCCGCGGGGCGAGGCUCCUGCGGCGCGCUCCGCCCGGUGGCCUCCCAGCGGGCCUGCGCCCCGGUGCGGCCGCCCGCGGUGGCCGAGGGCCCGGUUCCCGGCGCGGAGCGCCUCCCCGCGGGCCUCUUUGCGACCCGCUUUUCAGCUUCUGCCUUUGCCCUCGUUUUCUCCGUGUCUGCUCGUCUUCCAACUUGGACAACUCACUGGUCCCGAAAGCCAGUCGGAGAUAAACACGUUUUGAAGUCAGCUGCAGAAGUGCAAGGGAGGCGAUGCAGAAGCCAGGGUGUCCUGCGAGCGUCCAGUUGAGAAACAGAGGGGCAGGUAAGUGUGAUCAGAAGACAUCUACAGGCCCACAGGUGAAACAGAGGGCUGCCGUGCAGUGGAGCAGAUCUGCUUCUUUGCCCAGUUCUCCAGAGUCUGUAAGAAAACUCCAUCCUCGACCAAGUGAUAAACUGAACCCUAAGACAAUUAACCCUUUCGGUGAACAGUCACGAGUUCCUUCUGCAUUUGCUGCUAUUUAUUCUAAAGGAGGUAUUCCUUGCAGGUUGGUGCACGGCUCAGUAAAGCACAGAUUACAGUGGGACUGUCCUCCUGAAAAUCUCCCAUUUGAUCCUCUUCUUAUUACUUUAGCUGAGGGUCUGAGAGAGACGAAACAUCCGUAUACCUUCGUGUCCAAGGAGGGCUUUAGAGAAUUGCUUCUGGUCAGAGGUGCUCCUGAGAAGACUAUACCUUUGCUUCCUAGACUGGUUCCUGUGCUGAGGGCCGCUCUGGUUCAUUCGGAUGACGAAGUGUUUGAAAGAGGAUUGAGUGCUUUGGUACAGUUGAGUGUUGUCGUUGGGUCUUCUCUAAAUGACCACCUGAAACAUCUGCUUACAAGUCUCGCCAAGAGACUGAUGGACAAGAAGUUCAAGGAGCCGAUCACCAGCGCGCUGCAGAAGCUGGAGCAACACGGUGGGAGUGGAAGCCUUAUCAUCAUCAAAUCCAAAAUCCCAACGUACUGCUCUGUAUGCUGUUGAAUGCAGGCGCCGAGAAGGUCAUCAUCUUGCUGCUAGGAGUCCGUGCUGGCUGUGGGUACUCAGCAGACCCUUACUCAGUUCAGUUUGUUUAUUUUUGUACAUCACGGCCGCCAUUCAGUACUUGUAUGCUGGAAGUUAAGACAAAUCUAUAGAGUCCUGCUGAAUUAGAGCAGAAUUUAUUCAUCAACAAAAAAGAAUGAGUAAUAAUGAGAAGCAAUUAAAAGUUUCUAUGAUUACUUACGUUGAGGACCAUUAUUGAGUUUACAAAUCAGAUGUGCCUUUUUAUUUAUAAAAUUUGUUUUGUAAUCAUCUUACAGCUGUGCACGUAUUUUUGUAGAUUUCUGGGAGGAGUCAUUUCUUGGGUUUUGUAUUUAUCAAGGCUGGGAAGUUUAAAUAGUGGAAAACAUUUGCAAAUUCUCUAAUAUUAUUUGUAAAUAUGUAUUUUAUAAUGUAGACUGUGUGGAAAAACUUUAUUUCCAGAUUAUUCUAGUUUUAAGAAUGUUUAAAAAAUACGUAAAUUCUAUUACAAGUGUGUUGUUUAUUACAACUUACUAAAACUACCUAAAUUUUAGGUGUUAUAUUUAAGUCAAUGUUAUUUUUGCAUUUUGUAGACUUCAA